AAUUUCAAAAAAGUUGAUAUUAUCAAAGUGCCAAAAAGUGUGAAAAAAGUUGAUGAUUUUUGUUUCUAUGAAUCUAUAAAAAGAGGGAAGGUGAUGUUUGAAGAUAUAGAAAACGUAGAAAUUAGUGAGUUGGCAUUUUAA
Messenger RNA from Entamoeba invadens IP1, 141 nucleotides. RefSeq lists its product as hypothetical. The record is from RefSeq and is a predicted model, not a curated record. The transcript has a single exon. Lineage: Eukaryota; Evosea; Mastigamoebida; Endamoebidae. The annotation marks the transcript as partial.